AUGGCGACGUUCAGUCUGCACUACGGGCGCGAUGAUAGCGUGUUGGACCGAUGGCAGCAGUUGUGCAUCGACUGUGGCGUGGGAGCUUUACGUUCAGUUGCGAUCAAUAUCUGGGACCUGAUCAAAGGGCGAGAAAGCGGUGAACUUCCGGUGCAACGGUAUAGAAACAAAACGGAGCUUCGCAAAGACUUGCAGAAUCGAAGCAGACGCUUUCCGUUGAGAGCGUUGAAAGCCUCCGGAGAGAACAAGCUGCUGCGGACACUCCUGGUCACCAUCGCAUAA
Messenger RNA from Zasmidium cellare ATCC 36951, 282 nucleotides. RefSeq lists its product as uncharacterized. Lineage: Eukaryota; Fungi; Ascomycota; Dothideomycetes; Mycosphaerellales; Mycosphaerellaceae. The record is from RefSeq and is a predicted model, not a curated record. The coding region runs from base 1 to 282 and encodes 93 amino acids. The transcript has 2 exons.